Tinamus guttatus (white-throated tinamou) is the source of this 549-nucleotide messenger RNA. RefSeq names its product multiple coagulation factor deficiency 2, ER cargo receptor complex subunit (gene MCFD2). The record is from RefSeq and is a predicted model, not a curated record. NCBI's taxonomy places the organism in Eukaryota, Metazoa, Chordata, Aves, Tinamiformes, Tinamidae. Gene Ontology annotation, molecular function: calcium ion binding.
CUAGGGGAUCAUGAUGGCCCUGUGGAAUUGUAGAACGUGGCUGCUGUUCUCCCUUGUGGCUGCUUGCUUCAUCUCUGCCUUAGCUGGGGAGUCUGUGGGAGAGAGUCAACAUGCAAAUAUUCGGCUUGAUAAGAACCUGGUACAAGAUAAAGACCACAUCAUGGAACAUUUGGAAGGUGUUAUUGAGAAACCGGAGUCUGAGAUGUCUCCACAAGAGCUGCAGCUUCAUUAUUUCAAAAUGCAUGAUUACGAUGGCAAUAAUCUGCUAGAUGGAUUAGAACUUGCUGCUGCUAUAUCCCAUGUCCACAAAGAGGAAGGUGGCGAACAUACCCAGGCAAUGAAAGAAGAAGAACUAAUUAGUCUAAUAGAUGAUGUUUUAAGAGAUGACGAUAAGAACAAUGAUGGAUACAUUGACUAUGCAGAAUUUGCAAAAUCCCUGGAGUAAGGGUUUGCGAGGAGGUUCUUUCUCCUUUUAGCUAUGUGGAAAUGUGACCCAGUAUAAUGUGAUUCAUUACUGUUUCAUAUCAACCUUUGUGCUGCAACAUUCAU